Uloborus diversus is the source of this 5177-nucleotide messenger RNA. RefSeq names its product glutamate receptor ionotropic, kainate 2-like. Gene Ontology annotation, cellular component: plasma membrane; postsynaptic membrane. Gene Ontology annotation, molecular function: transmitter-gated monoatomic ion channel activity involved in regulation of postsynaptic membrane potential; glutamate-gated receptor activity. Gene Ontology annotation, biological process: modulation of chemical synaptic transmission; synaptic transmission, glutamatergic; monoatomic ion transport. NCBI's taxonomy places the organism in Eukaryota, Metazoa, Arthropoda, Arachnida, Araneae, Uloboridae. The record is from RefSeq and is a predicted model, not a curated record. The transcript is spliced from 15 exons. Bases 41 to 2767 code for a protein of 908 amino acids.
UCUCUCGGAGUUAUCUUUUUCUUCGCUUUGGAAACGGAGAAUGCCGUGCGACGCGUUCCGUGUGCUGCUGUCCGUCUUUAUUAUCGUUCGCGUGCAGGGGCUACCCGCAGUUGUUCCGCUUGGCGGGUUAUUUGACUUGGAUGAUAGCUUGGAGCAAAAGACUGUGUUUCUUGCAGCAGUAGACCGAGUGAACGCUGACGCUAAUUUGCUUCCCCGCUCAAAACUUGUAGCUUAUGUGGAAGAACAUCCACCAGAUAACAGUUUCGAAGCUUCCAAGAAAGCAUGCCGUUUGUUGAGUUAUGGUGUUGCUGGUCUGUUUGGUCCCGAAUCUUCUUGCGCAGCAUCGCAUGUCCGAUCGGUGUGCGACGCUCUGGAAGUACCCCACAUAGAGUGCCGCUGGGACCCAGGAUACCAAAGAGAUGAUCCUGGGUUAUCGGUCAAUGUGUAUCCUCAACCGUCUCUUUUGAGUAGAGCUUACCUUGAUGUUGUCAGAAAAUGGGGCUGGACUAAAUUCAACAUUUUGUAUGAAGAAAACGAAGGUAUUGUUCGGCUGCAGGAUUUUUUGAAAGAAGCUUCAGAACGAGAUUGGGACAUCAGAAUCCAUCAGUUCCGGGAAGGAAUGCCAUUCAGAGAACUCUUCCGGCAUAUAAGAGCAACAGCCUCUAAAGAUCCUGAAAUUUGCAUUUUACUAGACGUAUCUCGAAGGAACAUACAAACUGCACUUAAACAGGCUCAACAGGUUGAAAUGAUGACAGUGAGAAACAAAUACAUCAUCACAUCUCUUGAUCUACAUACGGCAUAUUUAGAAGACUUUCAGUUCAGUAGAGCCAACGUGACUGGAUUUGGUUUACUGAGAACAGAAAGUGAAGAAUACCGAACUCUGCUACAAGAAGUUCAAGCCGAGACUCUAGGAGCCGUAACAGCUAUCUCGACGUCGGCAGCUCUUUUGCAUGAUGCUGUUUUGUUAUUUUCAAGAGCAUUGCAAGAUUUGGAUAAUGGUAAAGAUGUUGGGAAAUUUCCUCCCCUGUCUUGUGAUGAAGCAAUUCCCACCGCAACUAAAGGAACAGACGGCACCAGUCUCGUCAACUAUAUGAAGUCGAAUAAAAUUCAAGGACUAACUGGUUUGGUACACUUUGAUGGUCAAGGCUUCCGAUCUUCAUUCUCUCUUGAUUUGCUCCAGCUGACAAAGGAUGGGCUCAAAAAAAUUGGUACAGUAUUUCCUGGCAGAGACAUUAAUAUCACAGAAGAACUGGGAAGUAUGAACGAUGAUGGCACUGGAUAUCUGUUUGAACAUAAGAAGUUUAUUAUCACUACCAUACUUAACAAACCGUUUGCAAUGCUUCGAAAUUCUCCACGGCCGUUGAGCGGAAACGAGAGGUAUGAAGGGUUCGGUGUCGAUCUCAUUGAGGAACUAUCGAAAAGAUUGCAUUUCGAUUAUGAAAUACGGGAGGUAGCAGACAAUAAGUAUGGAGUUGAAAUCGACAAAGAGAGAGGACUUUGGAACGGCAUGGUUGGGGAAGUCCUUCGGGGAGAAGCAGAUAUGGCAGUUGCUGACGUCACAAUCAGUUCUACUCGUGAAAAGGUAUUAGAUUUCACCUUGCCUUUCAUGAGCACGGGGAUCAGCAUUUUACUCAAGAAACCUACAACAAAAGUCAAAUCUCUCUUCUCUUUCUUGAGCCCAUUUUCUGGUGAAGUCUGGAUCUACGUCAUGGCAGCUUUUCUGGGCGUGAGUUCCGUCCUUUUCGUUUGCGGAAGGUUGAGUCCAUACGAAUGGGGAAACUCCACUCCUUGCCGAAGGAGUGAUGAAGAAGGAUGGGAAGAAAAUGAAUUUAGUAUUCUCAACAGCAUGUGGUUCACUAUUUCAGCAUUGAUGCAGCAAGGGUGUGAAAUUACCCCUAGGUCUUCGUCCACCCGCACGGUAGCUGGUCUUUGGUAUUUCUUCACACUGAUCAUGAUCUCCUCCUAUACAGCCAACCUAGCAGCGUUCCUAACAGUGGAAAAAGUGGUAUAUCCUAUCGAAUCAGCGGAAGAUCUCGCCAAGCAAACCAAAGUUAAAUACGGUUGCUUAGCCAGUGGAUCGACAAGAACAUUUUUUGAGUCUUCGGCUAUUCCAACUUAUCACUAUAUGUGGGAGCAGAUGCGACAAAAUCCAGAAGUCUUGAUGGAGAGUAAUGAGCGUGGUAAAGAGCGAGUUUAUGCUGGAAACUACGCUUUCCUGAUGGAAUCUGCUUCCAUUCAAUUUAUCACAGAAAGGGAGUGCAAUCUCACACAAAUCGGUGGACUUCUUGAUCACAAGGGAUACGGCAUUGCGAUCAAGAAAGGCAAUGCAUCCCUUACAAGUUGGCUCAGCAGUGGUAUCUUGAAACUACAGGAGGAAGGAAUACUUCAUGAUUUGAAAGAGCGUUGGUGGAAGCAGAAAAGAGGCGGAGGGCGAUGUACGAGAGAAUCAACUUCUGGAGGCACAGUGCGGGAAUUAGGUUUAGGAAACGUUGGAGGCGUGUUUGUUGUGCUCUUGGCCGGAGUUUCAAUGGCAGUGGUAGUAGCCGGGCUUGAGUUCCUUUGGAAAUAUAGAAAAGUUGCCACUCAUUCACAAGAAGACAUUGGCAAGCUUAUGGCAAAAGAAAUCAAAUUUGCUUUGACUUGCAGCAACUCCACAAAAGAGGCUCCGAAGUUUAAAAAGAAAAAAUUGGAUAAUAACAGCUUAUCAACUAUGUCCGAUCUACAUGAUAUCCGGUAUGCAUUCAAAGACAACGCGAGUCGACACUGAUGACCUGACUGAACAAAAUGUUAACGCUAUUCUUUGAACCAAAUCACAUCACAAGACUACCAUCAUCCACUAAACUUCGUUUGAAAUUUUUGGCCAUUUGUAAAUUUCGGACACCCUUAUUUUUCUAUGAAUAGGUUUAAAAAUUUGUGCAAAUAUAACUACGUUAAAUGAAAGUAACUGAGUGAAAAAAAAUUGUAAAAACAAUUGUGAAACUUCAGAAAAAGCUACAGUAUUGAUAGGAAACACUUGUUUUCCUCAGCUUUACUGUUUCAUAUUCAAUGCAUUUUUUUUUUUUUUUUAAUCGUACUUACUUCAUUUUAACCUUUAUAUCUGCUUCAUUCAGACGAAUGACAUUAUUAACUUAAAAAGGUGUAGAAUCAAAAGUUUUUUGAAAAUAACGAAUGCAAAUGACUAGUAUAACCACUUUUAAAUCUUUCACAAGAGUAUAUAUUUCUUACUUUUAGCAUAGACCAUUACAUCAAUCUUCAAGUGGUGAUUUAGAUUUUUGAUGAAGACUACGAGCUAUGCGUUGCGUUUAGCCUCCAUCAAAUUCAUUGAAACAGUUAAAGGUAGGAAGAAUGUAUAAGACAGAGAGGGAAAUUAUAUUCGUAGCGGGAGCGAAAGUAGAACUCGUUGCAGCAUGGCAGCUGUCGCAGCAGGAUAUAAGACCUUUUAGGGUUUGGGAGUCAGCCCCCCCCCCCCUCCUUGUAGCACAUUUUGUCAAUUUUGUCAAUUCUACUGCGAUAAUCCAUACAAAUGUAGGGACUGUUUUUAUCAACCUCUCCCCUCCUUCCCUCUCCCCCCCCCCUUCAGAAGAUAAAUUCUGGCAGCGCCAGUGUGUGUACCGCACAGACUGAGUUGACAGUCUCUAGAAAUAUUUAAUCAAGUUUAGACUGGGGUUAAUGAUGGCUAUGGAAGGCAUUCCUGAAACAUUUAGAAAUUCGUCAAUCAUUACAUGGUUGAAAAUUCAAGAGAAGCGUAGCAUUGUCUAACUGGUAGUCUAGCUCUGUCACCACAUUUUGGAACUUUAUCAGAUAGAUGUAGUUCAAGGCUGCUAUGCCUUUUCUUGUCUUCUAUUAUAUGAUUUACAAUUACCAAAAAUUAAUUUAAAUGGACAUAAAUCCUUCAUACGUCAUUAUUGAACUAUGUACUAUCAAAUUUACAUUUUGCUGUCAUGUUUGAUUGCUUGCAGGGGGGGAUAAUGGCAAAAGGAGAGCACACUUCUGGCUUGUCCAAGAUAGACUUUUUUUUUCAUCAUUAAACACUUUUUGGUCUUCUAACUGCACAUGGAUAUGCACUUACAGCAGGUUUAUACACUUAUUUUUCUUUCUUUUUUUUUUUUUUUGUAACUUUCUUGACAAUAUGUGUUUGAUUUUGGGGAGCAAACAUCCUAAAAUUGAUUAUUUUCUUUUUUCAACGAUUUUUUUUUCUUUCUCUUUUUCUUUUUACAUACAAAGCCAAAUUGUGAGCAUUGACAUGCUAAUUACCAAACAAAAAAAUUUUUUGUUUGCGUCCUAAUAACUCAGUUUUUCUAUUAACCGCUUUGAACCUUUACCGAGUCCCACUCUAAUUAAAUGAACAGAAUGCAACGAACAGUUUUUUUUAAACGAAAACUUUUUCGUGUGCAAAACCAGUUAUGUCUUAGUACAAUUCAAUACAUGUGUUAACAAAAAUCUUUUGUAUGGGAAUAAAUAUGGAAAGGUCUUUUAAACUUAAAAAUCGCUUUUUCGCUUUAGUCGGUUGUCGUAAACCGCAGAAGGUAAUUUUUUAGAGUAAUGCCUGAAAAUUAUUUAUGUUCUUUUUCUUCGCCAGUCCAGAAAUAAAAAAAAAACAGGGCAAUAUAUUUUUGUUGCAAUGUAGGAUCUCUUGAAAUUACUCAUACUUUGGUCAUAAUUAUGUUCUAUCAUUAGAGAUACAAUUUUGUGUGUGUGUGUUUUUUUUCUGGUACUGAACCGCGUACUCCUUACAAAUUUUCACGUACCUUCGGUUGACAACCCAACCGAGUUCUCAACCGCCCUAAUUGAUUCUUAUACAUUUCAGUUUCUGGUAUACUGCAUACAUUUUCAUUAUUCUCUUGUUCUUAUUUUAGCAUCUAUUGUACACAUAGGCACUAAAACUUCAUUAAAUGAAAUUUUUGAUGAAAAGACCAGUUGCAGUGCAAUAGUGACUAGUCUUUUGAAACUAUUUCAUCAUUUUCCAUACCUAUUGCAUAAAGCAUGAAAGUAAAUCAUUACUUAAGUCGAAUACAUUGUCACGUAAUAAUGGUACAUCCUAAGGCAAAUUUAGUAGCUAUGUUCAGAAUGAUGUAUGAUUUAUAGUUCCUCAUUCAGACAAACUUAGUUUUGUUCCUCGUAUAGUGAUAAAUCAUGUACUACCGUCCGUUUUAUAACUAUGAAAAUUUUAUAUUUGC